Cooperia oncophora is the source of this 444-nucleotide messenger RNA. The record is from the annotation of a GenBank genome assembly. NCBI's taxonomy places the organism in Eukaryota, Metazoa, Nematoda, Chromadorea, Rhabditida, Trichostrongylidae.
AUGAAACUACUUCUUUCGAUUGCUGCCACUGCUUUGCUGCAACAAGGCCACUGCGACAUGGACCUAUCUAGUAGGUUUCUCGAAUUCCAGCAGUCACUUGCUAUAACUGGUCAGCUAGAUUGCAAUGGAUCUCCUGUAGCCGGCGCCCAAGUGGAGUUACGCGAUUCAGACGAAAAAGGUGAAAAAACAACACUGGCAAAGAGCACGUCCCUCAAAAGUGGGAGGUUUUAUGUAUUUGGCUUCAAACCAGGAGCGGCUCCGACAAUGGAUCCGGAGCUCGUAAUACACUACACAUGUCAUGCGAAGAAGGAGGACAAUUGGCCGCAAAGGGCAGUGAUCACCAAGAUGCAGAGUUUCGUGAGAAAAGGGCUACAACCUGUGCCAUUAUUCAAUAUGGGAUUAAUCAAGCUUGCAGACCUCUCGAAAUUGCACCACACUUACUAA